UAUUUGGAUUUAUUUCUUAUCUCCUUUCUCCCCAUGUUCUUUCACCUGUCUGUCUCAAUCCUUCUUGUUCUCCUCCUCCGUCUCAGGGGUGUGGAACCCUACGACCCCUCCACCACGGUGCUGGUCCAGAGACACGAGCCGCAAGGCGUCUCCACUGUACUAAGCAGCACCGAUUUCUUCCAGAGUGAACAGAACCGGAAAGUCAUCCUGGAGCAGGUGGACAGCUUCCAGUUGAGAGACAAGUACAUGUUCGCUACAACCACACUGAGAUUUCGAGGCAGCCAUAACCCAUCAUCUGUUCAGCUGUGGGUCUCCUACAACCGCCAGCCGAUGAAAGCUGCCCAGUUCAUGACCCGGCAUCCAAUCACAGAGUACUACAUUGCGGAUGCAUCAGAGGACCAGGUGUUUGUUUGUGUGAACCACACAAACAAUGCCACACACCUGUACAUCUCAGACACACAAGGCCUGUCCUUCUCUCUGUCACUUGAGAAUGUGCUCUACUACAGUCCUGGGGGCUCAGGCAGCAAUACACUUAUCCGGUACUUUGCCAACGAACCGUUUGCAGACGUGCAUCGGGUGGAGGGACUCCGGGGCGUUUUCAUCGCCACGCUCGUCAAUGGCUUGGUCAGCGAGGAAAACAUGCGCUCGGUCAUCACAUUUGACAAGGGGGGGACAUGGGAACUGCUGCAAGCGCCUGCCACCGACAGCCUGGGGGGAACGGUGGACUGUCAGCUCAGUAAAGGUUGCUCUCUGCACUUGGCCCAGCGCUGGAGCCAGCUGUUUAACAUCCAGUUGAGGAGGAUGUCCAUUCUAUCCAAAGAUUCGGCUCCAGGACUUAUCAUGGCCACAGGAUCUGUUGGCAGGAAUCUGGCCAACAAGCCCAAUGUCUACAUAUCAAGCAGUGCUGGAGCCCGGUGGAAAGAGGUCAGUACAAAUUGUGACGAUAUCAGGAACACACAGGGAAUACACAGGCAAUAAAAAAAUAACACAUUGUAAUCAUUGUACUGCCCAGAAAGGUACAUAAGCUUCUGCAUUUUGGUGUUGGUACUAAACCCAGCAGGGUUCUUUUCUCUUCCAGACAAAGAAAAUAACUCAUUUAUAUCAGACUUUU
This is a messenger RNA of Poecilia latipinna (sailfin molly), 1111 nucleotides long. RefSeq names its product sortilin-related receptor-like. NCBI's taxonomy places the organism in Eukaryota, Metazoa, Chordata, Actinopteri, Cyprinodontiformes, Poeciliidae. The record is from RefSeq and is a predicted model, not a curated record. Gene Ontology annotation, cellular component: Golgi apparatus; membrane. Gene Ontology annotation, biological process: protein retention in Golgi apparatus; post-Golgi vesicle-mediated transport; protein targeting to lysosome. The coding region runs from base 34 to 978 and encodes 314 amino acids. The transcript has 6 exons.